Messenger RNA from Phlebotomus papatasi, 1183 nucleotides. RefSeq lists its product as uncharacterized. Bases 227 to 1096 code for a protein of 289 amino acids. Lineage: Eukaryota; Metazoa; Arthropoda; Insecta; Diptera; Psychodidae. The transcript is spliced from 4 exons. The record is from RefSeq and is a predicted model, not a curated record.
UGUGUGAAUAAUUGAAUAAACAAUAAUUCCUGUGACGAACCAAAUUAAGUAAGUGAAAGUUUUAUCAACGUGAUAAGUAAUGAGUAAUCGAGCUUACAUAUAAAGACUUAGAACAUUCCACCAAAAUGAAAGAUAACAACUGCUGAAUUUAUUGCCAUACCCGUGUUCCUAUCAGUUGCUUUUGGAAUUUCACUGGUUUCAGUUCGUGGAGCAAAAAUCAGACAGAAUGACAGAUUUCACCUGGGUUCCAACGUCCGUUUAUGGCGCUAUGCCGCCAAAUGCUGUCUUUGCCGGAACUGACUCAGACAGUUCCCCAAUCUAUGUUGGACGCACAUUCCACGAAGGAGAUCAACUUCCAGCCAAGGUGAUCCCGAGCAAGCAGGCUGCCUAUGUCAGCCACAAUGGCCAGGAGAUCCUCAAGCAUCACGUCGAAGUGCUGGUUGGAACUGGCUUCACCUGGAUUCAUUCUGGCAACGGACACGUCCCACCAAAUGCCGUAAGAGCAGGUCAGACUGUCCAUGGGCAUCCCCUAUAUGUUGGACGAACUCAUCAUGAGGGUAGCCUUACUCCAGGAAAAAUCCAUGCUCAACACGGAUGUCUCUACUUCCCAUACGGUGGCGCUGAGCAGAGUUCAUUGCAGUAUGAAGUUUUGUGUGGUCAGCCAACCUCUCGUUGGGCCCCUACUUCUGCUCAUGCUGGCGUUCCUCCAGAUGCUGUUUUGGGUGGCCAUGACAGUGAUGGAGCUCCAAUUUACGUAGGACGCGCAUUCCAUGAGGGAGAUCAAAUUCCAGCCAAAGUUAUUCCCAGUAAGCAAAUCGCCUACGUGAGUUACAAUGGUCAGGAGAUUCCCAAACACCAUUUCGAGGUAUUUUGUCACACGAGCGUCUCCUGGGUGUCUUCAGGACAUGGAAGUGUGCCCCCUAAUGCUGUUAGGGCUGGAAAUACCUCUACAGGGGAGCCUCUCUACGUCGGACGUACUUUCUAUCAGGGCAGUUUAACUCCCGGAAAGAUUCAUCCAAGUCACGGUUCAUUGUACAUUCCUUACGGAGGAGCUGAGAUCCCGUUCAAGAACUAUGAAGUAUUGAUUGAAAACUAGAAAACUAUUUGCAAAUUCAUUAAGUAGAUGACUGUGUAAUCAUCGUUAAAGAAAGAAUUGUGAAUAAAGAUUUAUAACUGAAAGAAA